AUGUCGCACCCUCCACCCUACAAAGCUAGGGCUCCUGUCAGACGGACGAAAACAUACACGGGCUGUUGGACAUGUCGCGAUCGUGGCAUGAAAUGCGAUGAGCAGCGACCCGAGUGCCGUAAAUGCCUAGACGCCGAGAUCCACUGUGAAGGAUACAGUGUGAGGCUGGUUUGGGAAGACGAGCAGAAUAGCGGUCACCGUGUUCAACGACGAACGCUUAUACCAAGGCAAGACCCUGGGCAUUCAUCUCUCACCGUGGACGAGCUCAGCUCUGCGUUGGCUGAGAUCGACUCGGCCGACAUCAAGCCGAACAUCGCUUUUGCAGCAAGCCGUGGGCCAUUCUCCGUUUUCCAAUUCUCGCAAUCAUGGUCACCCAGCCAUGAACCCUCUCUUCCCCAGCGAGUUGGUCAGAUUAAUAGUCUGAUAGCAAAGGACACUGCCACGACUAACCCCGCAGAAGGGAGUCAACAAAGCCAUGUUUAUGCGUCUGCAGCCUCAAUCGUGUCCGCCUCACCGAGAAUCGUUUCCAGUCUUGACGGAAGUGAAGAAGACAACAAUGAGCACUCAUGCAUGGCUGAGGCCAACCUUGCCGAAUAUGAGCAUCCUGAUGCGGCAAUGGCCAUGAUAUCCAUCAAACAGAAAGUUCAACCACAUAUCACGACUUAUAUAUCAUCCGCCUCACCAGACGAGCGUACGCUUUUGCACUAUUGGAUCACUGAACUAAGCGAAAUGAUGCUACCAACGCCACGCCAGGAUAACCCCUUUCGCACGAUAUUUAUUCCCCUGGCGCUUGCAGCAUCGGACUCGAGCAGGAGUUCUUCUGCCAAUGUAGCCUUGCUACACGCGAUAUAUGCCGUCUCUGCCUUCAAUCGGGCUCGAAUUCCAGCUUCUCCUGGAUAUGUGGAGGCACUGGGUACCAAACAUCAUGAAAUCAGUCUCCGUCAUCUGUGGAUGGCUUUAUCGCAGAACGAAGCCGAAGCCGACUCGUCGCACCGGGAAGCUAUUCUAGCCACCAUCAUUACCAUGUCAUCCAUUGAGGUCAUGAUAGGGGCCUCUGCAACCUGGCGUACCCAUCUGGCCGGUGGAAGGUCUUGGUUACGUUCGACCAUAGCAAGCAAUGCCACCCAGAGUGAAUGUUUCUGGACGUUGUGCCAAAUUUUCAUUUUAUCCUUGAACCGCUUGAGACUCGCAACUGUCCCCUUACAAAAACCAUACUGGAUAAGCAUUAUUGCUUGGAGGAGCUCUUCGGAAUUACGAAAUCGACGUUGGAGGCGAUCAUGA
Exophiala oligosperma is the source of this 1281-nucleotide messenger RNA. RefSeq lists its product as uncharacterized. The transcript has 2 exons. Bases 1 to 1281 code for a protein of 426 amino acids. Gene Ontology annotation, molecular function: transcription cis-regulatory region binding; DNA-binding transcription factor activity, RNA polymerase II-specific; zinc ion binding. Lineage: Eukaryota; Fungi; Ascomycota; Eurotiomycetes; Chaetothyriales; Herpotrichiellaceae. The record is from RefSeq and is a predicted model, not a curated record. Gene Ontology annotation, biological process: positive regulation of transcription by RNA polymerase II. Gene Ontology annotation, cellular component: nucleus.